Aspergillus niger is the source of this 1116-nucleotide messenger RNA. RefSeq lists its product as uncharacterized. Gene Ontology annotation, cellular component: cytoplasm. NCBI's taxonomy places the organism in Eukaryota, Fungi, Ascomycota, Eurotiomycetes, Eurotiales, Aspergillaceae. The record is from RefSeq and is a predicted model, not a curated record. The transcript has 3 exons. Gene Ontology annotation, molecular function: 3-deoxy-7-phosphoheptulonate synthase activity. Gene Ontology annotation, biological process: aromatic amino acid biosynthetic process. The coding region runs from base 1 to 1116 and encodes 371 amino acids.
AUGCCUUUGAUCAGCACCACAGAAGUCAACGAGGACACUCGCGUCCUGGGAUAUGAUCCCCUCCUUCCCCCUCAGUACCUCCAGAAUGAGAUCCCUGGUAAAAAGGAAUCCCUCGAGGCCGUCCGUUCUGGCCGCAAUCAGGCCAUGAAGAUCAUCGAGAAGCGCGAUGACCGUCUGCUGGUUGUUGUCGGUCCUUGCUCGAUCCACGACCCUGCCACGGCCCUCGAAUAUGCCCAGCGUCUGAAGGAGCUCUCCGAGAAGCUUUCCGACGACCUCUGUGUUAUUAUGCGUGCCUACCUCGAGAAGCCCCGCACCACAGUGGGGUGGAAGGGUCUGAUCAACGACCCCGACAUUGAUGAGUCCUACAACAUCAACAAAGGUCUCCGUGUGUCACGUCAGCUCUACGCUGAUCUUACCAGCAUGGGCAUGCCCAUUGCCAGUGAGAUGCUGGAUACCAUCUCCCCUCAGUACUUGGCCGAUCUGAUCUCUCUCGGUGCCAUUGGUGCCCGUACCACCGAGUCGCAAUUGCACCGUGAGCUCGCCUCCGGUCUCAGUUUCCCCAUUGGCUUCAAGAACGGUACCGACGGCAACCUCACCGUUGCCAUUGAUGCCAUUGGUGCCGCUGCUCACCCCCACCGCUUCCUGGGUGUCACCAAGCAAGGUCUGGCUGCCAUUACCAAGACCGCUGGUAAUGAGCACGGCUUCGUCAUCCUCCGUGGAGGUAACAAGGGCACCAACUACGACCGUGAGAGCAUCAAGGCCGCCCGCGAGGCCCUGGCGGGCAAGAAGCAGCCCGAGGUCGUCAUGGUCGACUGCUCGCACGGCAACUCCAACAAGAACCACCGCAACCAGCCUCUGGUCGCCAAGGAGGUCUCUGACCAGCUCCGUGAGGGCCAGGAUGCCAUCAUUGGUGUCAUGAUUGAGUCCAACAUCAACGAGGGUAACCAGAAGGUUCCCCCCGAGGGUCCUUCCGGCCUGCGCAAGGGUGUCAGCAUCACUGACGCCUGCAUUGACUGGGAGACCACCGUCCAGGUCCUGGAGGACCUCGCUGAUGGUGUUCGUGCCAGACGCGCCGCCAAAGCCGCUCAAGCCAAGGCCAGCAAUGGCACUCACUGA